Molecule: messenger RNA, 1080 nt
Organism: Leguminivora glycinivorella
Lineage: Eukaryota; Metazoa; Arthropoda; Insecta; Lepidoptera; Tortricidae
Exons: 6
Coding region: 79-627 (182 amino acids)
Source: RefSeq, a predicted model, not a curated record
UAUUUAUUACAACCAAGUAGUACGAUCUGAGAAACAGAAGUGCUCGUGUUUUAAGGAAGUAUUUAAAAUUAAUAAAUAAUGAAAAUGAGUUUAGAAAAUACCUUUAUUGCUGUGAUGCUGUGUCUGAUGGGAUUUGCAGUUAACCACGCAUAUCCAACUAAGGAGGCAUGGCCUGAGGAAUGUAAAGGAAAAACGUACUGCCACGUGCAACCAGACUACUACCCGAAAGAGACAUUUGCUAAGAUUUUAGACGGAGUGAACCUACAGUUCCAACAAGGUGGAGGGGUUUCCAAUCGCAGUAGCGAAGGCGAUGUUGCCAGCUGUAGUACAAUUAAGCGGUUUGACAAGAUUUACCUGAUCUUAGACGAUAGCGACACUAUCCGGUUCGUCGCCCAGAAUGAAGAUGUCUUCUCAUUCAUGCUUCAGAUUGAAGAAUGCAGUACACCCGGCCGAACUUAUUCUUCUGCGCUGGACGAAGACCACCUCCGUGAACAGAGAGUAGACUGCUACGAAACCAGACAGCCGUUCGAGUUCCCCGUGCUCUCGCUAGAUGGCGCUAAACUUGAAUCCAUGGCGCCUAAGGGUGGAGUCCCUGUGAGCUGCUCUGCCAAAGUGAUAGCCACGUAGUUUGGUAUCAGAUUUUAGACUGAAUAAUUUUUAAUUUUUACGAACCCUUCGCCAAAAUAAUGUAUCAAUUCUAGUCUAAAUUUCAAAUUAUUAGUUAUUUAUUAUUUUCCAACCUCGACAGGUACUUUGUUUACAAAGGCUUGGAAAUUAAAGUGUUUUUAUUCAGCCAGCUAUAAAAAUCUUUUUAUAAUAAAAAUAUAAUUGUAACAUUUUUAAAUUUUGACACAUUGUGUUAUUUGUUUUGCUAUAUUGUUCUAGAGCAUGAAGUAAACCAUAACUUAACUCCGUUAGUCAGCGCCAUUUAUUCAAUACUAUCAUCAUAACUACACUCACGAGGUCUACAAAAUAUUUUUAUUCGAAAUGUGUAUUGAAGUGAUACCCUGAUAUUAAAAUGAACAAAAAUGUCGUCUGUUCUUAAAAAAAUAAAUAAACACGUAAAAAUAUUGGUGGAAA